UCCGUGGUGUUUCACUGUUGUUGCUGGAACAGCUGUUGUCAUCUGCUGCUACUGUUUACUGCCUGAGAUUUACUGCCUUCUCUCCUCUUCAGCUGCUGAGUGUCGUUCAAAGAAGACAAACUGGGACUGUGCUAUUUCACCAAUGCUCACUGGGGAGAGGCGCUGGGGGAGCAAUAGCAUUCUCUUUACCCUCCCUCACUUUUCCCAAGAUUUAUGCUUCAACUCUCUGGAAGCUAAACCAUGAGCAAAGCUUCAUUUGGUCACAACGUGUCUUGUGGUAGAACAAGCUCUGAUGGGAACAAGAAUGCUCAGGAUGCCCAACUGCCUGCUAAAACUGACCCGGUUGGUGCUGAGCCACAAGCUGAGGGCCCUCUUCAUCCUCACCUUUAAGUUCAUGUCCUUUGUCUCCAUCCUGUUGUACUGGAGAAUCACGGAGGACGCUAAGGUCAGGGACCAAGUCUACAGCUUGCCUACUGAAAUCCACUGUGGUCACUCUGUGCCCUCUCCCCCCCGCGCCAUUGCUGAUGGGCCUCCUCCUCCACCCGGGGAUGUGUUUUUUGUGGAGACCUCUGAGCGAACCAACCCAAAUGACCUGUUCACAUGCUCUGUGGAGUCAGCUGCACGGACACACCCUGGGACAAGGGUUGUGGUGCUCAUGAAAGGCUUGGCCAAAAGAAAUGCCUCCUUACCCAACCACUGGGGCUUCUCAUUGCUGAGCUGCUUCCCCAAUGUGGAAAUCCGGCCCUUGGAUUUGCCAGAGCUUUUCUCUGGGACACCUCUGGCAAAGUGGUACUCUCAGGCUCACCAGCGCUGGGAGCCUUAUUUCUUCCCCAUCCUGUCUGAUGCCUGCAGAAUUGCCAUCAUGUGGAAAUUUGGUGGCAUCUACCUGGACACAGACUUCAUUGUGCUUAAGAACUUAAAGAACCUCACCAAUGUGCUUGGUACCCAGUCCAAGUAUGUAUUGAAUGGGGCCUUUCUGUCCUUUAAGCCCAGACACAAGUUCAUAGAGCUUUGCAUGCAGGACUUUGUGGAGAACUACAACAGCUGGAUCUGGGGGCAUCAAGGCCCACAGCUCCUAACACGUGUCUUCAAGAAGUGGUGCUCCAUCAGGAGUCUUCGGAGCAGUAAGAGCUGCAAAGGGGUAAGUGCUCUUCCCCGAGAGGCUUUUUAUCCCAUUCGGUGGCAGGACUGGAAGAAAUACUUUGAAGUGGUCAGCUCCUCGGAGCUUCAGGAACUCCUAAAGAACAGCUAUGCGGUGCACGUAUGGAACAAGAAGAGCCAAGGGACAAGGCUAGAGAUCACAUCACAGGCGUUGCUGGCUCAGCUGCAUUCUCACUUCUGCCCUGCCACAUAUGAUAUCUUGAAGAUGGAUUCUGAACGACAGUGACCCCAAGGAUCAGCUAAGAGAAGUUGCCUGGGAGCCCCUAUCCCUUGAGCUGUUCUAUCACAGAUGAACCCUCUUUUGAAGCGAGGCGGUGGGAGUUCAGGAGAAAAACUAUUUGUGGGGUGUAGGUGGAGCCCAUGGUUUCAGACCAUCUGUGCAGUCCUUUGUCUUGGCUUUAACAACAUUUUGGUCCUCUGCAGGACCUUUCUUCUGCUCUGCUUGGUCUGGUGCAGAAAUGUCAGGAGGGAAGUGAGUGCUGGUCCACUUGUGGCAGCCCCUUCCUUACUCAGAGAACUAAGAUCCC
Molecule: messenger RNA, 1688 nt
Organism: Cygnus atratus (black swan)
Lineage: Eukaryota; Metazoa; Chordata; Aves; Anseriformes; Anatidae
Gene: A4GALT
Product: alpha 1,4-galactosyltransferase (P blood group)
Exons: 2
Coding region: 293-1387 (364 amino acids)
Biological process (GO): protein O-linked glycosylation
Molecular function (GO): acetylglucosaminyltransferase activity
Source: RefSeq, a predicted model, not a curated record